Heterostelium album PN500 is the source of this 2775-nucleotide messenger RNA. RefSeq lists its product as uncharacterized. The transcript is spliced from 4 exons. Gene Ontology annotation, biological process: mitotic chromosome condensation. Bases 1 to 2775 code for a protein of 924 amino acids. Lineage: Eukaryota; Evosea; Eumycetozoa; Acytosteliales; Acytosteliaceae. The record is from RefSeq and is a predicted model, not a curated record. Gene Ontology annotation, cellular component: condensin complex. Gene Ontology annotation, molecular function: chromatin binding.
AUGUCUGAUUUAAUAAAAAAGAGAUUGUCUGUUGGACAACCAUUAAGAGAUAAUAAUAGUCAUAAACAGAAUCAACAAUCACAACAACAGCAACAACCAAGAAAGAGUAUAUUAACAAAUAGAAGUGAUAUUACAAAGAAUAAUAAUAAUAAAAAUGAUAAUGAUGAUAUCGAUAGUGAAAGUGAUAAAGAUGUAGAGUUAUUGGAUGAAAAUAAUCAAAAGAAACAACAACAGCAGCAGCAACAUCAACAACAACAGACGCAACAACAGCAACAACAAUCAAUGUCAAGUCAAUUAUCAGCCGUGCCUAUGUCAAAAAGAAAGUCAUUAUUACCACCUAAACCAGUUUCAAAUUCAAAUUCAAAUAAUAAUAAUAAUAAUAGUAACAAUGGUAUAACAAACAGACAGAAUCAACAACAACAGCAACAGCAACAAAGAAAUGUACUUACAAAUGAACAGUUGUCAGAGAUGUAUUCAAAUGUUAUAAAGUUAUCUACUGAAAAUAAAAUCAAUACAAAGAAUACAUGGCAUCUAAAUUUGAUUGAUCAUAUUGACGAUGUCUUGGUGAAACAACAGAAUACAAACAGUAAUACAACCAAUUUUCAAGCGGCUUCAUGUGCACUCGAUGCAAGUAUCAAGAUCUAUUCGAGUCGUGUUGAUUCAAUGCACAAUGAAGUGUUCAAGGUGUUGGGUGGACUCUCGAGAGACGGUAAGGAGACCGGUGGUAGCGACGAUGAAGACGAUGACGAAGACAAGGAGAAAGGUGGUCUCGAUGCCAAUGGCGAACCAACCGGUGAAUCGGAGAAACAACGAAUGGAGAAUAAGAAGCGAAAGAAGAUGAGCAACACCAUCGAGACCAACAUGGAUAGCAUCACCUGGAAGAAGGCAGACAAGACACACAACUUUGAUCCACUCUUUCAAAAGACAUCGGCAGCGUUCGACGAGGGUGGAGUCAGAGGUUUGCUACUGAACAAGCUGGCAUUCCAAAACUUUAGAGUUAUAUUGGAUUCUAAGGAGUUGUCAUGUCCCUCACUAGAUAGCAACAGCAAUAACAGUAGUCAACAACUACCACCUCCUGCAGCUGUUGUUAAACCUGCUACUACAACUACACCUGUCAUUCCAAUGGAGAUUGAUUAUAAUGAAUUUGAACCAAGUCAAGACAUUGAAGUUUCACAGCAGCAGCAACAACAACCAAUUAAUAAUAUUGUCAGAGAAGAUGGAUCUACAUCGUUCAAGAUCGAUGUUUCCAAGUGGAAGUUGCAGGUUGGUCGUGUUGGUGCAACACAAACACCAAUAAAGAGGCAUGCAAGUAUAUGUCCAUUGCUGUCGGCAUUCAAUGGUUGGUCUACAAAGAGUCAUGAUAUUUCGACAACCGGUGGAAAGAGUCAGUUACUGCAACAGGAUGAUAAAGAUACGAUUAUGACUGAUCAAGAUGGUGUUGGUGGUGAGUCAUUGCCACAGAUCGAUUUGGAGGCAGAGGACAACUUUGCUAUUGGAGAUGACCGUCAUCUAAGUGAUGGUGAAGAUAAUGAUAUAGGCGGUGAUUUCGAACUGGGAGGUGACUAUCAAGAUGAUUUCGAUAUGCUAAGCAAUAAUAAUAAUAAUAACAACAAGGAUAUCGAUAUAAACUUUGCAGAUAAUAUUAUCAAUGGUAGUUUUGAAAAUGGAGGUACAAACAACAACAACAACAAGUCAAAGAGUUUAGAUUUUGCAUCGGACAACUGGGAGAAUCUUGAUUUCGAUAAUGAUAAUUGGGUACUACCAACCAGUUGGAAAAUCAAGAUGAACAAUCGUAAGGCUGCAGCAUCUGGUGUAGUGGGUGGAAAAGACGAUGAACUGGGAGGAGCAACCUCUGCUUCGUCUUUGGCUGCCACUGCUGGAAAGAAGAGUAAAUCCUCUAAAAAGAAAGGAUCGGUAUUCAUUGACUUUGAUGCACCUGCACCACCCGACUCUAUGUUUGAACCACCCAAAGGCAGACAAACCACUACACUCUCCUCAACCGCCCUAAAGAAAGCCUCUGAAAACUCAACCAUCUUACCACCAGACGUACAUUAUGACCCAACCAAUCUCUGUAGAUUAUUUAACAAACCACAAUGGAUUAUACCUCCUUUGAGUAAAAGAGAACAAUUCUUUAAAAAGUUAUAUGGGAAGAACGAUUCUACUACAGAUAUAGAUGGUAUUACAACUACCACAACCACUAAUAACAUUAGAGAGAGCAGUGAAUAUGAUUUUCCAAGUUCUCAGAUUCUCAAUGAUAAUCAUGCUGGCAAUGGAGAUUAUGAUACCGGUGGUGGAAACGAUUAUGACGAUGGUCUGAUUGAUAAUGGAGACUUUUGUGAUUCAGGUGGAUUCGAUAUGCACGAGGAGGAUCUCCCACACAUGGAGAGUGUAAAACCAUCGAAUUGGGCGGACGAUACCACCGAGGGACCAACACUCAUUGAAGAACCAUUCAAAGUUGCUAAAUUCGAUCUUCCAUAUGCAAGAGUUGCCAAGAAGAUCGAUGUCAAGGAAAUGAAAUCAAAGGUUUGGUCGAUUGUAGAGACAAAAACAACCAGUAGCACUACACAGCCGACAAACAAAUCAAAAGAGAAAAGUGAUGAUCCAUACACAGACUUUACAUCGGUAUAUAAAAAUCUCAAAGUGGAUAAUUCAACAGAGGUAUCUGUAGCGAUGGCAUUUAUGUGUGUGCUUCAUUUGGCCAAUGAGAAAGGGCUUUCACUUCAUCAAAUAGAGAAAUCAGAGGAUUCAAUCAACAAUUUUACUAUAGCUCAAUAA